Molecule: messenger RNA, 1740 nt
Organism: Phacochoerus africanus (Common warthog)
Lineage: Eukaryota; Metazoa; Chordata; Mammalia; Artiodactyla; Suidae
Gene: AP4M1
Product: adaptor related protein complex 4 subunit mu 1
Exons: 15
Coding region: 166-1524 (452 amino acids)
Biological process (GO): protein targeting; Golgi to lysosome transport
Cellular component (GO): clathrin adaptor complex; trans-Golgi network; cytoplasmic vesicle
Source: RefSeq, a predicted model, not a curated record
ACUGAGAGGGAAAGGCUGAGCGAGGCGGGGCAGGCGCCAGGUUUCCCGCGGUCGGAGGAGAAGCCCUCUUAAAGGGCCAGCCCAUUCCCGUCCUUUUGUUCCGGGGCCGCAGGGCGGGGCAGGCCCAACUUUUCGCUGUCUCCUGGUCUACCCUCCAGAACGACCAUGAUUUCCCAGUUCUUCAUUCUGUCCUCCAAGGGGGACCCGCUCAUCUACAAGGACUUCCGCGGAGACAGCGGCGGCCGGGAUGUGGCAGAGCUCUUCUACCGGAAGCUGACGGGACUGCCCGGAGGCGAGUCUCCUGUUGUCAUGCACCACGAUGACCGUCAUUUUAUUCACAUCAGACACAACGGCCUCUAUUUGGUGGCCACGACUUCAGAGAACAUUUCUCCCUUCAGCCUCCUAGAGCUGCUCUCCCGGCUAGCCACUCUCCUGGGAGAUUACUGUGGCUCCCUGGGCGAGGGGACCAUCUCCCGCAACGUGGCUCUGGCCUACGAACUCCUGGAUGAAGUGCUGGACUAUGGCUACGUACAGACCACAUCCACGGAGAUGCUGAGAAACUUUAUCCAGACGGAGGCCGUGGUCAGCAAGCCCUUCAGCCUCUUUGACCUCAGCAGUGUUGGCUUGUUUGGGGCUGAGACACAACAGAGCAAAGUGGCCCCCAGCAGUGCAGCCAGCCGCCCUGUCCUGUCCAGCCGCUCUGACCAGAGCCAAAAGAACGAAGUGUUCUUGGACGUGGUCGAGAGACUGUCUGUACUGAUAGCCUCUAACGGCUCGCUGCUGAAGGUGGACGUGCAGGGAGAGAUCCGACUCAAGAGCUUUCUGCCCAGCGGCUCCGAGAUGCGUAUUGGCUUGACGGAAGAGUUUUGUGUGGGGAAGUCAGAACUGAGAGGUUAUGGGCCAGGAAUUCGGGUGGAUGAGGUCUCAUUUCACAGCUCAGUGCAUCUGGAUGAGUUUGAAGCUCAUCGAAUCCUCCGCCUGCAGCCACCUCAGGGUGAGCUGACGGUGAUGCGCUACCAGCUCUCAGAUGACCUCCCCUCCCCGCUCCCAUUCCGGCUCUUUCCCUCUGUGCAGUGGGACCGAGGCUCAGGCAGGCUCCAGGUUUAUCUGAAGUUACGUUGUGACCUGCCCCCAAAGAGCCAGGCUCUCAACGUCAGGCUGCACCUUCCCCUGCCGCGAGGGGUGGUCAGCCUCUCUCAGGAGCUGAGCAGCCCAGAGCAGAAGGCAGAACUGAGGGAGGGAGCCCUUCGCUGGGACCUGCCCCGGGUGCAGGGAGGCUCGCAGCUCUCAGGCCUCUUCCAGAUGGAUGUCCCGGGCAUUCCUGGGCCUCCCGGCCCAGGGCCCUCCGGCGCGGCUCCUCUGGGGCUGGGCCCUGCCAGCCUCUCCUUCGAACUUCCCCGGCACACGUGCUCCGGCCUCCAGGUUCGCUUCCUCAGGCUGCCGUUCAGACCCUGCGGCAACGCCAACCCCCACAAGUGGGUGCGACACCUAAGCCACAGUGAUGCCUACGUCAUUCGGAUCUGAGGCUCCCGAAUAAGGACUCAGGCGGCAAGAGCGGGUCUGUGUCGCAGAAGGACGAUCUUUUCUCCUCCAGUGUCCUGGCCUCUUGCUGUGGGUGUGGCUCGAAGAGUCCUGUGUCCUAGAGACUAAGGGAGCUCGGUGGGUUCAACCCUCCUGUGGGAUCUGCCCUGGGAAGGACUGGGGGACCACAACUUAAAAAUGAAACUUUUAUUCUGAGGA